AUGCCAACCGAAAUCAAAUUGAGAAGCAUCCUUGCAGUGACCUUUUUAGGUCUCCUGUCGGGUUCCACCACAAUCCUGGGGCUCUAUCAUGUGCUUACCAAUCGAGGGGAAAGGGUAAGUUUCGGGUGGUUUCUGGAAAACACAUCCCCUCACAUGUGGGCCGCUUUGGGCAUCGGUUUGUCCGUGUCUUUGAGCGUUGUUGGGGCCGCAGUCGGGAUACAUACAGUCGGUGUCAGUAUUCUUGGUGGAGGGGUGAAGGCGCCAAGGAUCAAGACUAAGAACCUGAUUUCGGUGAUUUUCUGCGAGGCUGUAGCUAUUUACGGUUUGAUUACUGCUAUAGUUUUGUCUGGGUAUUUGGACAACUUUACUUGGGACAUCGUUGUUAAAGAUGACUUUUUGAAAGGGAAAAAUUGGUUGUCUGGGUAUUUGAUAUUUGGUGCAGGACUAUCUGUAGGCAUGGUCAAUUUGCUAUGCGGAAUUUGUGUGGGCAUAGUCGGUAGCGGCGCCGCCCUUGCAGACGCAGCAAAUGCUUCCCUGUUUGUAAAAAUCCUGAUUAUAGAAAUCUUUGCCAGCGCUAUCGGUCUUUUCGGCUUGAUUGUGGGCAUUUUUAUGGUGUCUAAAGUGCAAAUGGGUGACAAAAUCCAUUAA
Molecule: messenger RNA, 648 nt
Organism: Ceutorhynchus assimilis (cabbage seed weevil)
Lineage: Eukaryota; Metazoa; Arthropoda; Insecta; Coleoptera; Curculionidae
Source: the annotation of a GenBank genome assembly